AUGGCGAGCGUUGGUAGCGACCCGAACGCUCAGGGAGACGAGUUUUAUCACCGUUUCCGUUUCGCUGAACUCCUGCAGGACUCGUCUGUUGUACCUGAAGAUAACUGCAACGGUCCUCUGGUGUCGGCGCUGCCCCACUCGUCCUUCCAGAGCUCGUCCCAGUCGUCGGUCGGUUACGCUGCUCACAACGCUAAGCUCAACAGACGAGACGGAGCCGGCGGCUGGUCUCCCAUGGUGACGGACCAGGAGCCCUGGCUCCAGGUGGACCUCAGGGAGCAGAUGGAGGUGACGGCGGUGGCCACGCAGGGCCGCCACGACAGCUGGGACUGGGUCAGCAGCUACCUGCUGCUCUACAGCGACACGGGCCGGGCCUGGAAGCAGUACCGGCAGGAGGACGGCGUCGGGAGGAUUGUGGGUAACGUGAACUCGGAGGCGGUGGUCCAGAACAAGCUGACCCACCCGGUCCGGACUCGCUUCCUGCGCUUCGUGCCCCUGGACUGGAACCCCAGCGGCUGGAUGGGCCUCCGGGUGGAGGUGUACGGAUGCUCCUACAAGUCGUACGUGGCCGACUUCGACGGCCGCAGCUCGCUGCUGUACCGAUUCAACCAGAAGUCCAUGUCGACGGUGAAGGACGUGAUCUCGCUGCGCUUCAAGAGCCACCAGACGGAGGGCGUCCUGCUGCACGGGGAGGGCCAGCGGGGCGACUACAUCACCCUGGAGCUCCACCGAGGACGCCUGGACUUCUACCUGAACCUAGGUGAACCCGCCCGUCUGCUGUUCUGCUUCCUGUCUGUCCCCCUCUGUGUCCAGCUGAGCUUCGGCGGGAUCCCUCUGCCCGGAAAGCCCGGCACCUUCCUGAGGAAGAACUUCCACGGCUGCAUGGAGAACCUCUACUACAACGGCAUCAACAUCGUGGACCUGGCCAAGAGGCGCAAGCCGCAGAUCCACAGCGUGGGCAACGUGACCUUCUCGUGUUCGCCGCCCCAGCUGGUGGCCUGCACCUUCCUGAGCUCCAGCAGCAGCUUCCUGUCGCUGCCGUCAGCGCCGCCGCCGCCGCUGCCGGCCUCGGGGGGCUUCGCCGUCCGCUUCCAGUUCCGGACGUGGAACCCGGACGGCUUGCUGCUCUCGGCGCAGCUCAACCCGAGUCCCCAGAAGCUGGAGCUGCAGAUCAGCAGCGGCUGGCUGCGCCUGAGCCUCCACGGGUCUGGACGCCAGAAGUCGGAGGCGUCGGCCGGUCACCGAGUCAGCGACGGACUGUGGCACUCGGUGAGACUCGACACCAGGAACCUUCACAUCUCGCUGACGGUGGACGGAGAGCCUUCGUCCACCAUCGAGCUCUGGGAUCAGGUGGAGUCCAGAGGAAACUUCUACUUGGGAGGCUGCCCCACCAUGGACUGCCACGCCCAGACGCCAGCCUUCCAGGGGUGCAUGCAGCUCGUCUUCAUCAACGGCCAGCCGGUGAACCUCAGCCACGUGCAGCAGGGGCUGCUGGGAAACUACAACGAGCUGCAGUUCGACACGUGCAGCAUAAAGGACAGCUGCAGAAGGACGCGUCGCUGCGACCUGUUGGCAGAACCGGAUCGUAAAUACGUGAGCAGCAGCAGCAGCAGCAGCUUCACGGCCGAGCUGACCGUUAAAGACCGUCAGAGGUCGUCUGAAGCCAUCUACGAGUCGUCCUGCGAGGCCUACAAGCUGAGUGGCAGCUCCUCGGGCUUCUACUUCAUCGACCCGGACGGCAGCGGUCCCCUGGGCCCGGCGCAGGUGUACUGCAACAUGACAGAGAAGAAGGUUUGGACGGUUCUGUCCCACAACAGUUCUGCCCCGGUCACCGUCCAGAGCUCCUCCCUGCAGAAACCUCACGUCAUGAAGCUGAACUACAGCGCCUCGGCCGAGCAGCUGCGAGCCAUCGUGUCCGGGUCGGAACAGUGCCAGCAGGAAGUGGUGUACAGCUGCAGGAAGUCCCGGCUCUUCAACACGAGAGAUGGCAGCCCGCUGUCCUGGUGGCUCGACCGCGAAGGGGAAAGGAGGAGCUACUGGGGAGGCUUCCUGCCCGGAGUGCAGCAGUGCUCCUGCAGCCUGGAGGAAAACUGCGUCGACAUGAACUACUUCUGCAACUGUGACGCCGAUACAGACUCGUGGACCAACGACACCGGCGUCCUCUCCUACAAGGACCACCUCCCCGUGAGCCAGGUCGUGGUGGGAGACACCAACCGGACCGGCUCCAUGGCCGUCUACCACGUGGGGCCUCUGCGUUGUUAUGGAGACAAGUCCAUCUGGAACGCCGCCUCCUUCUACCAGGAGGCGUCCUACCUCUACUUCCCCACGCUGCAGGCCGAGCUCGCCUCCGACAUCUCCUUCUACUUCAAGACCAGCGCCCCGUCGGGAGUCUUCCUGGAGAACCAGGGCCUCAAGGACUUCAUCCGAGUGGAGCUGAGCGCUCCCUCGGCGGUGACGUUCUCCUUUGAUGUGGGGAACGGGCCGGCGGUUCUGUCCGUCAAGUCCCACCUCCCGCUCAACGACAGGCAGUGGCACUACGUGAGGGCAGAGCGCAACGUGAAGGAGGCGUCGCUGCAGGUCGACCAGCUGCCCCUGCGCUUCCUCCAGGCUCCGGCUGACGGACACCUCCGCUUACGGCUCAGCAGCCAGCUGUUCGUCGGGGGGACGGCGUCCCAGCAGCGGGGCUUCCUGGGCUGCAUCCGCUCCCUGACGGUGAACGGCGCCGUUCUGGACCUGGAGGAGCGGGCCCGGAUGACGCCCGGCGUCAGCUCGGGCUGCCCCGGAUACUGCAGCGGCUCCAGCAGCCUCUGCCACAACCGAGGACGCUGCGUGGAGAAGAGCAACGGAUACAUCUGUGACUGCUCGCAGCUUUUCCUCUCUCCGUGUGUUGCAGAGGUGUCGGUGUCCUUCGACCGGGAGUCCUCGGUGACCUACACCUUCCAGGAGCCCUUCUCGGUGAUGCAGAACAGAAGCUCGCAGGCCUCCAGCGUCUCCACCGACAGCCGGGCCAGAGAGGACGUGGCCUUCAGCUUCGUCACCUCCCAGCGGCCGGCCAUGCUGCUGACCGUCAGCACCUUCAGCCAGCAGUACAUCGCCGUCAUCCUCGCCAGGAACGGGAGCCUCCAGAUCUGGUAUCACCUGCAGACAGACAGGAGUCCGGAUGUGUUUAGCCCCGCCCUCGGCAACCUGGCGGACGGACGUCUUCAUCGAAUCAGAAUCCACCGAGUCGGGAAGAACCUCUACAUCCAGAUCGACCAGGACAUCCACAGAAAGUACACACUGUCAUCCGAUGCAGAGCUGAUCCUAAUCAGAUCCCUGACGCUCGGCAAGGUCACCAGGAUGGAGAACCUGAACGAGGAGGUGGUGCAGGCAGCCGCCAAGGGCUUCGUCGGCUGCCUGUCGUCGGUGCAGUUCAACCACGUGGCCCCUCUGAAGGCGGCGCUGACCAACCGGGGCAGUUCUUUGAUCACCAUCAGGGGCCCGCUGGUCCAGUCCAACUGCGGCGCUCUGGCCGAGUCCACGUCGCACACGCUGCAAGAUCAGGCCGUGACGGCGAACAAAGACAAGGAGCAGCGUGGCGGCGAUGGCGGCGGCGGCGGCGGCGGCGGCACCCAGAAGGAUUUGGCUGUAAUAGCAGGUGUGGUCACGGCGGUCGUCUUCAUCGCCGUCUGCGCUCUGGCCGUCAUCAGCCGCCUGCUCUACCAGCAGCGCCGGGCCCAGCGAGGCGGCGCCGGAGGCGGCGGCGGCGGCGGCGGCGUGAAGGACGAGCACAGACACAGCAUGUACACGGACUACAGGACUGAGCUGCACCUCCACAACUCGGUCAGGGACAACGUCAAGGAGUACUACAUCUGA
This is a messenger RNA of Stegastes partitus (bicolor damselfish), 3852 nucleotides long. Its product is annotated as contactin-associated protein-like 5. The record is from RefSeq and is a predicted model, not a curated record. The coding region runs from base 1 to 3852 and encodes 1283 amino acids. NCBI's taxonomy places the organism in Eukaryota, Metazoa, Chordata, Actinopteri, Pomacentridae. The transcript is spliced from 23 exons.